CGCACAGGGCGAAACUCCGGCUAAACUCAUAAACACUAACAUCGUUGAAGUUUAACUUGACGACUGGACAAACUGAUGCUAUUGGACAUCUCGAAUUGAACUCUAGGCUGUAGAUUUUCUCUUUGAAAAACACCCCAUACAGUCUGGAUAACGCCCCAGUGAAUGUGACAAUCAUCCAGAGCGCCCAGUUGAACAUGAUGCCGCGUUAUCCUGUUGAAGCUACCCCGCUAUUUACCUGAUUCUUGAGGCGUUAGUUGUUCCAUCAGGGACCACACUGUACUUCGCAAUCGUUUUCCAUCAGCUGCGAUCUGCGAGAUACGUCUGCGGGACACGCAUUCAGGAUUUUAACCCCACCACUCCACCACUUCACCAUGAUUGGUCUCUAACCAACCCGAUCAACCCAAAGUUCUACCAUGUCGGCGGCGGAGACGCUUCGUGCGAGAGAAGUGUACAGGUACUACCAACCGCGGAAUAUUCCAGAGUCUUCAGUCGAAUCGGAAUACUCUGCAGAUAAUGGCCCUUUGUCUCCAAGUCAUGCCCCUCCAAAGGACACAAACUUUGAUACGCAAAAGUCGUUCUCCGACACUGCGCUUACCGCCUUUGCCCAACUGAUCGCACUCCGUCUUGACUCCCAAAGAGCCAUUGUCUCUCUCAUUGAUCACGAGAAUGAGUAUUUUCUGGCUGAAUCAACGAGCAACUUGAGUCUUGUCGGUGACGAUGGUCAUGCUCAAAAUGCGUCGCUAUCUAUCAGCGGGGCAAGGGUCCCGCGCGCGGCAUCUCUUUGUGAGCAGACGCUGUGCCUUGUGCCAAACCAAGAUACAGCAGCUGAAAUGACUCCGGUGUUCCUGGUUCCAGAUCUCCUCUUGGAUGAAAAUACGAGCCAGCUGGAUUGCGUGAAAGGCGCGCCGUAUCUGAGGUUCUAUUGCGGGGUGGCUUUGACUAACAAGAGGGGCGUUAAUAUUGGCUGUGUUUAUGUUGUCGACGACAGACCGAGGACCGACUUCAGCCUUGAACAAGCCCAGUUCUUGACUACAAUGGCAGCUACGGUGAUGGACCAUCUCGAGAAUAUUCGGGCGAAGGAAGACAUUGUUAGAGUUACCAUGAUGAGCCAAGCUCUCCAUGCUUUCGUUGAAGGCGAGGGCACGAUGGACGGUGAUUGGCAAAGAGUCAAGAAGUAUAACCUUCCAGCUGGGGCUGGAGUGGGCUUCCUCUGGGAAAGCAAUACGAAUGACGUCGACGCAUCUGUAUCGACAGAAUCUGCGAACUCCGCAACCGAGACCCUCAUGAGCCAAACUCAAUCUCCCCUGCAGCAUAGCUCUAAUAAUCCGGAUGCGCGUUUUAACUUCAAUAACUCGCCCUGGAGCUCUUCCUCGUCACAAGUCCCAACGCUAAAGUCGGUAUUUGAGGGCGCCGAUGAUGUCGCAAGAAAGAUCACCAGCGGGAAGGACGCUGCAUUUUCCAAUGACGGGUUUUCAAAUCAGCUUCGUACAACGUUUUCUCGUGCCUCUAAUCUUAUCAGAGAAGGCAUGGAAGUUGAUGGAGCUGUAUUCUUUGAUGCCCCGUUCAGAUUCUAUCAGGGUCGCAGCACCCUUGAGACGGAUCCACGCCGAUUGGAAGGCAAGGACUCUGAAAGUUCGAGUGAUGAUGAAGUCAGGCCGGGACCACGCCCUCGUGUCCAGCGUUUGAAACGCGACGCCAACCACAGCAACGAGGGUGCAACCAAGUUGAAGUCCGACGUUUUAGGAUAUUCAACGCGAGAAACCUCUUCGUGGGCUGACCAAACCACAGGAUCUGACGCCAGUUUCACUGCCAUCGAUCAGAGUCUCCUAACCUCUCUUGUGAGGCACUACCCUCUGGGAGAGCUUUUUGUGUUUGACGAGAAUGGGCCGGUUAUGCGCCCGGCGGAUAUCCCCUCGCCAGACGGAUCACAAGUCACCAUUAAAAACGCAUCUUUCGACGCCAAGCUUGCCCGUCACAAUGCUCGUAAACGAAGUGAGAUUCUACGAUUACUGAAAGCAUUCCCAGGAGCCCGACAAAUAUUUUUCGUGCCCUUAUAUGAUUCAACAUCUGGAUGCUUUGUGGGAUCUUUCGCUUGGUCAACCUCAGCGACUCGGAUAUUUUCUAUUGAAAACCACUUGUCUUAUCUCAUAGCUUUUGGGCACAGCGUCAUGUCAGAAGUCACACGAUUGAAUACAAUGAGUGCAGACCUCGCAAAGGAUGACUUCAUCAGUAACGUUAGUCACGAGCUGAGAAGCCCGCUCCAUGGAAUUCUUGCAAGUGUGGAAUUUUUGGCAGAUACGGUCUUGGACGGAUUUCAACGAAAUCUAGUUGAUACAGUAGACAUCUGCGGCCGGACAUUGCUGGACACUAUCGAGCAUGUUCUAGACUUUUCAAAGAUCAAGAAGUUCGGACAGGUAAGUACGCAGCCGAUGGGAAGUGUUGCAAACCUCGACGUCUCUGCAAUUAUUGAAGAGGUGCUGGAUGGUGUUUUCGCCGGAUUCGAAUUCAAUGGACUAUCUUCACAAGGCCUGGCGGAUACAACCAAGAGCCGAAUGAGAGAAUCGUUGAACAGUCGUGAUACAGAUACCAAAGCGAUGGAUGAGCUCCAGUUUGACUUCUCUAAUGAUGCGCUUACAGUCAUUAUUGACAUAGACUUCAGAGACGACUGGCAUUUUCCCACCGUCCCAGGAACCUGGCGACGUUUGACAAUGAAUUUGUUUGGGAAUUCGUUAAAGUAUACAAGUGAUGGCUAUAUCAAGGUGAAGCUCGAAGCUCGAAGUAUACCGUCUGUGAAUCCAAGUGUGAAUAGCGACAGUUUCGACAGAACCAUGAUUACUAUGACGGUAUCAGACUCUGGGCAGGGGAUGUCAAGUGAAUUUAUGAAGACGAAAUUGUUCAUGCCUUUCACGCAGGAGAAUGUGACAGCCCCGGGAACCGGCCUUGGCAUGAGUAUCGUGAAGCAAAUCGUCGAUUUGUCAGGUGGGGUAAUCGAAGUUCACAGUGACCUCGGCAAGGGCACAGAGAUGAAGCUUAGCCUACCCCUGGAUGAUCGUCUACGACGAGCGAGCGAAUCGCCAGAGUUGAUGAUACCAACACCCGAAGAUUCCAUUAGUGCUGUUCGACGCCGUGCUCGUGGGCGCACGGUUACCAUCCGUGGAUUUGACAAUACGGCAGGGAAGUCGGAUCUCCAGAUAGAAGCGAUCACAAGUUUGAAGGCUUCGAUCGUAAAAUAUGCCGAGGAAUGGUUUAACCUGAAGGUUAACUCUGAUAAUUCGGUUGCUGACAUUGUCAUCUCGGAUGAAUCCGAGUUCCUCAAGUCGACCAAACUCAUAGAAGGUAGUUCGCAGCUAUUGCUCAUUCUCUGCAGUAACGGGGCUCGACGUGGUAUCUACACAUCUCAAUUUGAAGUCGGCCAACUUGUCGAGUUCAUCAGCAAACCAUGUGGCCCACAUCGUCUAGCGAAAGCACUACUGAAUAUCCUCGACGCAGAGGAUGCUCUCAAAAAGUCGAAAGCCGAUCAUGCCAUCCAGGCGGAACCACAGGUUGGACUAGUCUUGCCUGUAGUCUCACCACAAAAUACCAGGGCUAGAGAAACGGCUGAACCAAGACCAGCAUUCAUUCAUAGGAUGUCAAGUAAUGUGGCUGUGAGAUUGAACUCGAGCGAUGUGCCGAGCGAAAAUGCACUGAGCGAGCUAUUGAAAGGAACACUGAUCUCAGAGUCUGCGGGUGUUACGGAGUCACCACCCGUCCCACUAGAGCCACCAAAGAUGUUGUUGGUCGAGGACAACCCAGUCAACAUGAUGCUACUUGCAACCUACAUGAAAAGGAACGGCUGGGACUACGAAGAGGCAACGAACGGUUUGAUAGCUCUACAAGCAUUUCAAAACCGACCUCAGGGCUUCGAUGUCAUUUUCAUGGACGUAUCCAUGCCCAUAAUGACAGGCUACGAAUCCACCCGCAAAAUCCGCGCGGUCGAGGCCGAACGUCGCGCCGCUUACGGGGUCCAACUCCAAUCCCUUUCAUCGCCACCCACUCCGACCUCACCGCCUGCAUUCCCAUUCCCCACACCAGGACGCGUCACGGACCAACUACUCCCUGUCGAGACGCCGUUGCUGCAGCCGAUCAUCAGGCCGGCACUGGUCAUAGCGCUGACGGGCUUCAGCAGUCAGAAUGAUCAGGAAAUGGCGUUUGAUUCUGGGAUGGAUAUUUUUAUGACAAAGCCGGUGAGGUUUAGGGAUGUAGGCAGUAUUCUAGAGGGCUGGAUGAAGAGUCGGGAGGAGAGGAGUUCAUAGGGGUGGAUGGAUACUUAGGGGACAUAUUUAGAGAUCAGGAUGCCUUACGACAAACGAGGUUUUUUUUUGCAAAAUCUAAAGGUAAGGAAACAGGAUUGCUUGGGACACGCUGUCACAUAUAAUAGACACAUACACAUAUAUUUCUGCUCGCGAUA
Molecule: messenger RNA, 4447 nt
Organism: Pseudogymnoascus verrucosus
Lineage: Eukaryota; Fungi; Ascomycota; Leotiomycetes; Thelebolales; Thelebolaceae
Exons: 8
Coding region: 414-4292 (1292 amino acids)
Biological process (GO): phosphorelay signal transduction system; phosphorylation
Molecular function (GO): phosphorelay sensor kinase activity
Source: RefSeq, a predicted model, not a curated record